This is a messenger RNA of Dimorphilus gyrociliatus, 2031 nucleotides long. NCBI's taxonomy places the organism in Eukaryota, Metazoa, Annelida, Polychaeta, Dinophilidae. The record is from the annotation of a GenBank genome assembly.
AGACGACAACAAAAUACAUAGCUUGAGUAAUAAACUCUGCCUAACAAUCGGGUCGCUUAUCCACCGAGUUGAUUUUGGUAAGAAUGGAGAGAAACGUAUUUGAAACUGCGACGCUAACAGACUCACAACCUGAAACAAAUGAAAAUUUUGAACAAUUGAUUUUAAAGGCCGACGACUUGGCCAGCGAUGGCGACUUAGGAUCAGCUUAUUUAGUAUACCUUCGAGCUUCCAAACAUAAAGAAUUCAAACCUUCAAAUUUAUCCAAGCUUAUCGACUGUCUAGUUGAAAACCUCAAGAUGGCUCAACAAAUUUCAAAUGAUCUAUUUUCUACGUUAACUUGUGAGAUCUGUUAUGGACUCCUAAUAGAUCCUGUUACAGUAGAUUGUGGUCAUACUUUCUGCAAUAGUUGUUUAUCAGGAAUAGUUAACUGUAACAUUUGUCAAAAUGUUGUUACUCCAGACUUUAAUAGAAAUUUAAAUGUUCUCUUAAACAAGUUAAUAAGAGGAUGGAUACCAGAAUAUAAAGAUAUAUUGGAUAGAAGGAAAAGAGUUGAAGCCCUUCUAGUUAAUAAGAUGUAUAAUGAAUGUCUGGAGAUUAUAGAAGAGUCGCUUAAAUUAGGACUUGAAAAGCAUAUUUAUUUGUCAAUGAGAAGUCGAUUACACAUGGAAAAUGGACGAGGAGAUUCGGCGUUGAAAGAUGCCGAAAGAGUUAUUAAUCUUAAGCCAAAUUGGAUUAAGGCUCACUACCAUCUUGGUGAGAUUCUUAUACAAUUAGGCUACACUGAAGAAGCAAUAAGAUCAUAUAUGACUGGUCUAUCUUUAAAUCCUGAUAACCCUGAUUUAAGAGAAACUAUCUCUCAACGAAUGUUCCAGUUUAUCAAAACUUCUACGCCGGAAGAAGCAUUAAGGGCGAAUGUUGCAAAGUCGUCCAUGAUUCGACAGAGAACUCAUAUUCAUGAUCCAGAGGAUUCAAUCGACAACAUAAAAAGGAAGUUAGACGACGCUCAACUUCCGAUGGAAGAAAUUAACUGUUCUUUGUGUUGGAGGAUGUUGUUUGAGCCGUCUACCACUGUUUGCGGUCAUACGUUUUGUAAAGAAUGUCUCAAAAGAUCUCUGGAUCACUCUCCCAAUUGUCCUCUAUGCAAAAGUUCACUGGUUCAAAUGCUUAAGCAUAGGCUAUUCUCUACCGAUAAAAUUUUCGAAUUGAUUGUAAAGCAUUUCUAUCCUCAACAAUAUUCCGAACACUACUCCGAGUUAUUAACCGAAAGUCUGUGCGUUUCAGGAAUCAGCGACCGAGAGAUGAAAGUCCCCAUAUUUGUAUGCGUUGUUACUUUUCCAGGUGUACGUUGUCCACUUCACAUUUUUGAGCCUCGAUACCGUCUUAUGGUUCGAAGGUGUAUAGAAAAUGGUUCUAGAACUUUCGGUAUGGUUAGACCAAUGUCUGAUAACUCGUAUGCGAAUAUAGGAACUCUAAUGUACAUUGAAGAUGUUACGUAUUUACCAGAUGGAAGGAGUCUAAUUAUAACUCAAGGAUCCAAAAGAUUUACAGUAUUGGAUAGAUCAUACGUUGACGGUUACAAUGUUGCUAACGUUAGAAUUCUAGAGGAUGAGCCGAUACCCGAGGCUGAACGUCAAGACACAAUGAAUUUGCACGAUCAAGUAUUAGAGCAGAGCAGAGAAUGGUUAGCAACUUUGAGUGAAAGUCGACGCUCCAAAAUAUCACAGCAAAAUGGCGAUAUUCCAAGUCCAGGUCUGACAGAGGAUGAGAUUAAAGAAAAAGAUGGCCCAAUAUGGCUAUGGUGGCUAAUAUCUAGCUUACCUUUAGAAGAGCAAUAUAAGAUUAAUUUGCUAGAAAAGAACAAUUUAACACAAAGACUACGAUUUAUACAAAGUGUUUUGAAAUAUCUAAGUGAAAUGCAGCAGCAAAGGUGACUAGUCAUUGUUACCUUUUCUAUAUUGGUAACCAUUUUUGCUUUAUUCCAGCAUCUCAUAACAGAUUAGGAAAUAUAUAUAUAUAUAUAUAUAUAUAUAU